This is a messenger RNA of Arvicola amphibius (Eurasian water vole), 2361 nucleotides long. RefSeq names its product NUS1 dehydrodolichyl diphosphate synthase subunit (gene Nus1). The transcript has 5 exons. The record is from RefSeq and is a predicted model, not a curated record. Gene Ontology annotation, cellular component: endoplasmic reticulum membrane; dehydrodolichyl diphosphate synthase complex. NCBI's taxonomy places the organism in Eukaryota, Metazoa, Chordata, Mammalia, Rodentia, Cricetidae. Bases 137 to 1018 code for a protein of 293 amino acids. Gene Ontology annotation, molecular function: ditrans,polycis-polyprenyl diphosphate synthase [(2E,6E)-farnesyl diphosphate specific] activity.
AGUGGCGAGGGGCUCGGGCGCGGGGGGUGGGGGGCCGCGGAGCGAUGGCCCGCGCCGGCCGCUGGGGAGGAUAAGACCCCGUCGCGCCGCGGGUGUGGGCCGGAGGGAGGAGACGGUGCCCGAGCGCCACGGGAGUAUGACGGGGCUGUACGAGCUGGUGUGGCGGGUGCUGCACGCGCUGCUCUGCCUGCACCGCACGCUCACCUCCUGGCUCCGCGUUCGCUUCGGCACCUGGAACUGGAUCUGGCGGUGCUGCUGUCGCGCCGCCUCCGCCGCGGUCCUAGCGCCGCUCGUCUUCACGCUCCGCAAGCCCCCGGCCGGCGGCAGGAACCGGCGUCAUCACCGGCACCCUCACGGGGGACCCGGGCCGGCCGCCACCCAUCCCCGGCUGCGCUGGCGCGCGGACGGCCGCUCCCUGCAGAAGCUGCCGGUGCACAUGGGCCUGGUGAUCACCGAGGAGGAGCAGGAGCCCAGCUACUCGGACAUCGCGAGCCUCGUGGUGUGGUGUAUGGCCGUGGGGAUCUCCUACAUUAGCGUCUACGACCACCAAGGUAUAUUCAAGAGAAAUAAUUCCAGAUUGAUGGAUGAAAUAUUAAAACAACAACAGGAACUUUUGGGCCUAGAUUGUUCCAAAUACUCACCAGAGUUUGCAAAUAGUAAUGACAAAGACGAUCAAGUUUUAAAUUGCCCUUCAGCAGUGAAGGUGCUGUCCCCAGAAGAUGGAAAAGCGGAUAUUGUGAGAGCUGCCCAGGACUUUUGCCAGUUAGUAGCUCAGCAGCAGAGGAGACCCACAGAUUUGGAUGUAGAUCUGCUAGACGGCUUACUUAGUUCACAUGGUUUCCCUGAUCCUGAUUUAGUAUUGAAGUUUGGUCCUGUGGACAGCACCUUAGGCUUUCUUCCCUGGCAAAUCAGAUUGACCGAGAUCGUCUCUUUGCCUUCUCACCUAAACAUCAGUUAUGAGGACUUUUUCUCCGCCCUUCGCCAGUACGCAGCUUGUGAGCAGCGCCUGGGAAAGUAGUGGUUCCUGGUUGCGAAUAUGAUUUCAGGCUUUUGGAGAAAAGGACCCAAUUGACUCUGAUGUUUACAAAGUACCUAUAAAACCUUGUACACACCUAGUUCAUAUUCCUCAUAAUUUAUCAACAAACACAAAAAAGUGUCUUACUUGAGAGUGAGUGAGUGUGUGCGUGUGUGCGUGCACGUGUGUAUGGAGAUAAAUUUAUAAAUGGGGCACAUUGGCGAAUGGAGUACAUCAUCUACAGUUGAAGCACGUAGCGGCCAUGUCUUCGGAACUGAGAUUUCAGAUGGAGAGGCUUCAGCUCCUGCCACUCUUCUGUUUUUGUGGGGAGUGGCAGGGUGAGUAGAGAGAGCUGGUGUGGUCGUUUGUGGUGGGAGGGGAUCAUUUUUGUUCAGUCUUUCUUAGUGACCAAACUUUAAUUUUUAAGAAUAAUAUAUUGACUUACUAGUGGAAGUAUUCUCAUUUGAGGGACAUUCAGAGAUUCUGGGUUGUUCCCUUAUUGAAAGUUUGCUCAUCUGCAGAGCAAAGACAAGCCUCCUCAGUUUUCCGUCCAUUUCAUUUUUCUGUGUAGUAAGCAGUGGGACUUGAGAGUACUGGUCUGGGUUGUAAAGAUCAUUUGGGGAAAAAAAAACUUAACAAUAUCAAAGUAAAAAAUAUAAAAAAUUUAAAUACUGAAUUAGGCAGUCAAAAACCAAAAAAGUGAACAAAUGAUCAUCUUAAAGAUGGAAAAUUUCCCAGAGGAUAGUUUCGAUUACCUUAUGUAAUGAGUAGAAUCCUAUAUCAUACCCAAAGCAUUAAAAAAAAAGUUUCGAUUAGCUUUUUAUUUAAAAUAAGUAUUUGAGAGACAUUACCAAGGCAGCUUUUUCCCCUCAAAAGUAACCUGCUCCUCUCUCGAGUGCACCUGGGGUUUUCUUUGCCCACUGAAUCUCAGUGAUGACUUCGCAUAAUGAUUAGGUAGGAUGGAGGCCUGUAUUACCAAAGUCUGUGAGCAUAAUUUAACUUGAUCAUCCAUGUUCUCUUGUAUUCUAGAGAACAGCACUGUUUCUGACAGAAUUAAAUUCUUGCUAGAUGUUUAAUGUUUUUCCACUGAUAAACUUUGGAUGGAAACCAUUCUUUAUAUUCGAUGGACAGUUUUCAGAAAACUUUUAUGAACAAGUGUAUAGGAGUCAGGCAUGUUUAGAAUAGAGCAGUUUAAAUAAUAGGCCUCAGAAAUUUAAAAAUAGCAAAGAACAUGGGUUUGGAAAGUAUGCUCUGGAAUUGCCUGUCAGACUCUGUGUUUCAGCUUUGGAUUACAAACCCCAUUUAUGAUUUUUAAAAUAUACUUGAAAUAAAAUGAUUAAAAUGAA